GCUCUCAGGUAACAGCUGCUAGAGAAGAAGAUCUUGUCCAAGCAGUUCUAAUUCCAUCCAUACAACAUAUAUUCCAUGGCGGACCAGGAUUUGAAGAAGGACGCGGUGGUGUGGAAGGGGCCCGAGAGUUUGAAGCAAGCCAUCUCGCUGCUCGAGGAAUUCAAGCUCCCGGGAGGGCUGCUGCCGCUGGAGGAGGUGAUCGAGGUGGGCUACGUCAAGGCGACGGGCUACAUGUGGAUCACCACCGCCAAGAAGAUCGAGCACAACUUCGCCAAGAUCAAGAAGCUGGUGAGUUAUUCCACCUCCAUCCAUGGCUUCCUGAGCGACAAGAAGAUCGCCAAGCUCCAGGGCGUCAAGGCCAAGGAGCUCCUCAUCUGGGCUCCCGUGGGGCAGAUCAUGGCCGACGCCGACGAUGCCGUCAAGAGCGUCCACUUCAAGAGCUUCGCGGGCAUCACCAAGACCUUCCCUACUGAAGCUUUUGCUCUUGGGGAGUGAUAAUCCAAAAGCCCACCAAGAUCACCAACAAAUUUCCAAAAAUCACGCGAAAACUGUAUCUUCGGCUCUUUCGAAUAUACCCAUAAACGUCUCGCAAAAUA
This is a messenger RNA of Selaginella moellendorffii, 596 nucleotides long. RefSeq lists its product as uncharacterized. The coding region runs from base 76 to 495 and encodes 139 amino acids. The record is from RefSeq and is a predicted model, not a curated record. The transcript has a single exon. Lineage: Eukaryota; Viridiplantae; Streptophyta; Lycopodiopsida; Selaginellales; Selaginellaceae.